CUGUAUGAAUCUUUAUCUCUCCAGGUCUGCUGCUUUAUAAACCAGUUCUCAGCUCAGCUCACUUAGACAUUGCUUGUUUCAACUUCUUUUCAGUCUGCUUUGGAACAGCUUCUGCCUGCAGCUAUGCUGCCUGAUUCAACUUCAGCUCUUCUUCUCCUGAGCGUCCUCCUUGUUCACUCCUCUGUUCUGUCCUGUCGGGUUGGGAACCAAAGCGAGUGUGAUGCUGCUCGUUUUGUACCAGGCUACAACCUGGUGGGGGAAGGUUAUGAUAUAGUCACACUGCAGAGAAAAAAAAUUCAUGUGAUUGAUGUGAACACUUACCUGAACCCCAGAGACAGCUGUAUUCUCUGCUCCAACCCUCUUCAAAGAGAUGACUUCCAAAAACUUCCAUCAUCUGUUGUGGACUGGAGUGCCAGCAGUCAAUGCAAUGCUGAAAUCUCCAGCAGUCAUCACACCUCUAUUAGCUCUUUGAUUAAGGCUUACGCAUCCCACGACACCAAUGAUUGGACGUUUGGCUUGGAACUUGAAAAGUUUUUGUUUGACAAGUUCGAUUUGGAAGGAAGCGGCUCCAAAGUCUACAAGUUCGCUUCACAAAAGAUCAAAGAGGACCGCUACACUUUCAGCAAACACAGUGUCACCUGCAGCCAUUAUGAUUUUAUAUUGUCAACCACACCUCCCUUAAGCGUAGAGUUCAAACAUCAGUUAGAGACCCUGCCAAGUCAGUGCAACUCCUCUACUAUGAAUGAGUAUAGAAAGCUCAUACAGACCUAUGGUACACACUACUUUCGAAUGGUUAAUCUUGGAGGGCAACUGAGACGAGUGACAUCUUCACGAAGCUGCUUGUCCUCCCUGAAUGGAUUAACCCCAAGUGAGGUCCACUGCUGUUUAUCUAUGGGUGUUGCUGUUGGUUUGGGCAAGAUGAAAUUCUCUAAUGUCCAGAAGUCUUGCAUUGGUGUCCUACGAAACCAGGACUUUGCCACUGGUUACAGCUCUGGUCUCCACCAACACCACACAGAGGUGUCAGGAGGAAAUGGUUUGUUGGGGAAGUUUUCAAUUUCCAAAGAUAAUUCCAAAGCCUACUGGAACUGGCUAAACAGCCUGAAAGAACAUCCAGAUGUUGUUUCGUACUCUCUUCGACCUCUCUAUCAACUCAUGCCAAACAAGCUUCAACAGGAAGGGAUGAAAGCUGCUAUUGAGCAGUAUUUGAAGGACAAUGCUGUGAAGAAAUCACCCGGAGAGCCACAAUGUGAGACCACCACUCCUAACUGGUCCUCUAACUGCUGCCCUCUGCACGCCUCAAGAGGAACUCUAUCGGUGACCAUUGUUCGAGGCUGGAAUCUAUAUGGAGAUGAAAUUGGAAAGACUGACAGCUUUGCCAAGAUGUACUAUGGUUCCAUAGUCCGCCAGACAAAAAUGAUUGAAUCCAAUAAUCCUGAGUGGAACGCUGAGUUUAAUUUGGGCAAGGUGGACACAAGCCUGGCUCUGAAGAUUGAGGUUUGGGAUGAAGACUGGAAAUAUCACGACCUCCUCGUAAAGUGCAAGAAGUACCUGUUGUGGGGCCCUCACAUGUUCACAUGCAAAUCAGAUUUAGGAAACAUUGAGGUUCAAUACAGACUGACCUGUGACCCGUAUCUGACUGGAGAUCGGUGCAACCUUUAUAAACCAUCUCCUAAGUGACAGGAGAUUGGUGAAUUUUGAAAAUGAAAGUAUCACGUCACAUUAAGUCACUAAAUCUGGUAGAAUCUCACAAAUUAUACUUAAUUGCUUAACUUAGUUAAAGACCUAUCUAAAUGUGUUUUUAUCAUACAAUGAGGAAAAAUUCAAGAUUCUGUGUAACAUUUAUUCACAAGAAAUAACUAUGCUUUAAUAUGUGCAACCAGAAAUUGUGUUCCUUUUAAUGACAAUACAAUUUUUUAAAUUGCUACAAGUUGUUGAUUUUAUAUAUUUUCAACAAAG
This is a messenger RNA of Gambusia affinis (western mosquitofish), 1956 nucleotides long. RefSeq names its product perforin-1-like. The record is from RefSeq and is a predicted model, not a curated record. Lineage: Eukaryota; Metazoa; Chordata; Actinopteri; Cyprinodontiformes; Poeciliidae. The transcript is spliced from 10 exons. Bases 124 to 1677 code for a protein of 517 amino acids.